Messenger RNA from Puntigrus tetrazona (Sumatra barb), 1314 nucleotides. RefSeq names its product tissue factor pathway inhibitor 2 (gene tfpi2). Bases 156 to 860 code for a protein of 234 amino acids. The record is from RefSeq and is a predicted model, not a curated record. Gene Ontology annotation, cellular component: extracellular region. Lineage: Eukaryota; Metazoa; Chordata; Actinopteri; Cypriniformes; Cyprinidae. The transcript is spliced from 5 exons. Gene Ontology annotation, biological process: negative regulation of peptidase activity. Gene Ontology annotation, molecular function: serine-type endopeptidase inhibitor activity.
GGAAAUGACUAAGUCUAGCCCGCCCUUCCAAUUCCACCCCUGCCAAAUUCACCAUUUAUAAGGCAACGAUAGUGAGAAGUCAAGUUAGUAGUAACUUAUCAGGCGAGUCUUAACAGUUUGUGCCACAUCGCCCUCAGUAUCCAAACUCUAACACAAUGGCAUGUGAUUUGCGUGGAGGUCUUUUGCUCAUUGUUGCCGUCCUGCAAAGCGCCGUCGGACUACAAUCCAAAGAAGUUUGCCUGCUGCAAGUCGAAGAAGGAACGUGCAACGACGACAUCCAGCGUUAUUACUACAAUACGAUCACCCAGCGGUGCGAAGAGUUCAGCUACAGCGGUUGUGAAGGAAACGCAAACAACUUCAAGUCCUUCAUGGAAUGUCAGAAAACAUGCUUCAGGAUUCCAAAAAUCCCCCAGAUCUGUCGUUUUCAGAAGAAAGAGGGGCCCUGCCGUGGCCUCUUCAAGCGUUAUUUCUUCAAUAUGACCUCUAUGCAGUGUGAACCCUUCACUUAUGGCGGUUGCCAAGGGAAUGAAAACAAUUUUCAAAACCUCCAGGAAUGCAUUGAAUAUUGCAGACCUUCUAAAACAACCCCUGUGAUUUGCAGCGAUAUUUUGGACAAAGGAAGGUGCAAAGCUUCCAUCCCGAGAUAUUACUACAACUCUGCUACAAAGACAUGUGAGGAGUUCAUAUACACAGGAUGCGGAGGAAGCAACAAUAACUUCAUCUCCAGACAAAGCUGUAUGGAUGUUUGUGGUAAAAACGGGAGCAAGCAUUGGAGUCCCACUAAAAAGUCUGUGAGAGUUUCCAAAGAAUACUUAAGACGAGUAAAGUCCCAGCUACCGAAGGAGAAGUCGGCCGAAUAAUAGUUUACGAACUCAUUGGCACUGUAUUACUGACAAAGACGAUUGCACUGACUUUACAGAAUUGGAAUUGAAGGCAGCAGUUCAUACACAUCUCACUCUGUGUAUAAAUGAUAUUGAUUUGUAUUUUAAAAGAUUUGUUUAAUAAAAAGUUUGUUUAAUAUUUUGUGCAUUUGUAAAAUGCUUAUUGUAUUUUGAAUAAAAUCGACUGUUAUUACUUGUAUUAUUAAAUGCAACAUUUUGUGAAGUCUAACACUGUGAUGAAGCAAUAAGGUUUAGUCGAUGGUAUUUAAUUUGCUUAUGUUUUAUACUCAGUAUAUUUAAUGGAAUGUUUAUUUCACACUGAUAGCAGAUCUAUAAAUAUAAAACAAAUUGUCUCAUGCCUUCAGUGGCAGAAUUAAAAAAAAACCAAAUAAACCUUGAAUGCAAGCAUUAUGAGUCUGCAUCAUCAAAUCAG